UCUGCAUAGGUAUUUUCUGUUACAAAUCGACAUCAAAACCAAGAAGAUUUUAGCAUAUGAACGAUAAUGUAUAUCUUCGGCUUUCGGGGAAAAACCUCAUGAAAUAUGUAAGGGUUUCCAACGUUUCGGCAAGCACUGCACUUUUCAUCAUCAGAGUGAAUUAACUCUGCAGAUGGCAACUGCAAUGUUAGCCGAAAUGUCAGAAAGCCCUGAACAUUCCAAGUGUCUCAUCCCCGAAAGCCGAAGAUACACAUUAAACAAUAGCCACGAAAACCUAAGGACAAGAAUAUGAAAUAUUUUCUAAUUAUAUGCAAUAUGGUACAUUUUAAUGUGUUUCUGCGUAACAUUUUAUAUUAAACAUAACAUAUGCGCUUUUGUAAUGGUGAAACAGGGUAUUCGGUACACUGACUGAGAAGAAUAAAAGGAGCUAACUUUCACUCCCGCUUAUUAAAAUUACUUCAAGAAAGAAGAAACAAGAAGAAGAAAGGCAUAUGUUCAUGCUAUCGUCUUCUAGAUCGCCUUGAGCUCACAAUGCGUAUCAAACGUGACUGCAAAGCACUGUAGGCCAUUUGUCGAGUAACGUUUUGGUGGCAGUUUUCACUAAGACAAGGAAAUUUCUUUAUGGACUAUUACUGUACAGAAGUUCUUGUGGGGAGGUGAUUAAUACAAACCGUGUUCAUAUCUCCAAAGUGCAUUAUCUUACUAUUAUUAAUUUCUCUUUUAGUUGUGUUCAGUCGUGAAAUGAGAUAAGAGCGUUGGUUUUCAAAGAAGUUAACGGACCCUCCAUAAAUUAUCAAAAUGAAAUUUCAUUUGAUCUUUGUGCCAUUGGUGGCAGCAGUGUGUCUGGUUCUUCGUACUGGAGACGCUGGACGUUUUAAUCUGAAUCAGUUGUCCCGCAAAGUAAGAGCUACCAGAGUUCCGCUUCUAAUCAACGUGCCCGACAACCCGUCAGGUGCAUUUAAACAGCAGCUACGAGAAACCUCACCAGAGUCGUUCCAGACAACCAACAACCGUGGAGUAACAGUAGUGGAGAUUGUCAGAUCAGUAGAGGUGAAACUGAACGGUUCCAACGAAUUGAAUGCCGAAACUACUUCUAUGGUAACGGACGAUUUAUUGUUUUCCGAUAUCGAUAAUGAGAAUAAUGUAAAACAAAUUUCAAGGCAGAGCGCAGAGAGACAUAAAGACAACAGCAGAGCAAAGUAUAGGAGAAUUAAAGAAGGCGCUAUUCUUCCAGUAACAUCAAUUGAAACAAACGACGAAAACGAAGAAAAUGACUGGAAAUCUACGCCAAAAGGAAUAUUUCGUAAAAAUUUGCCUUACGAAGGUUUAGACUUCAAUAGCAGAAUAUUAUUAGGGAACGUACUUGUUCGAAAAUGUAAUAAUGAAAUUGGGGAUCAUAAAUACAUCUAUUUCAGUGACCCAAACGUUUCUGACAACAAGCAUCAUGUAACCUAUAUUAAUCACAAUAGUUCCACUGCCUUCAACACUUCUAGAAUAAAUGUAAAAUUUCCCCCAAAGAUGCUUCCAUUUAAAAACAUAAAUGCACAACAGAACAGGCCAAACAAGACAAGUAUUACAAGCAAUAAAAUUUCUCAAUCACAAAAAGCACUUUAUCGUAGCAGAAUUGGAAAACAAAGUAGUAUUAACCUGAAGAAUAUAAAGCAUACUGAAAAUGAAAACAAGCAGAAUCUUCCAGAAUCAAUCCCUACUAACAUCCCGCAAACACAAGACAGAAAGGAAAGACUACAAGCGCUCACACAUUGGGAUUUUGGCAAGAAAACUCCGAAUAGUCCCACUGAUGAAAACAGUUACGUGCCCACUUCUAGCAUAUCAAAAAAACCUUCAAUGAAUCAAAUUUCGAGCGAUUUGGUUACAGAUUUACCUCAUACGGCACAGCCUUCAAGGUACACACUGCAGCCCAUAGAAGUGACGACCAGAAGACCAGUUACAGAGAAUGAAAUCGAACAACCGGUGGAACCUCAAGUUAUUCUUCAGAACGCCUUCCCGAAACAUCAAAAGUUUCGGAUUUAUAGUAAUAUCAACAACAUUCAAACUCUCCCAGUUGCCCCUACGGUAAACAUCGAGAGCGCUCAACCUGAUCACGGCAUCCAUACCCACAAUGGAAACGUAAUAAGGCAAUAUCUUGGAUCACACAUGUUUUCCAACAGCCAUUACAGCGGCGAUCUUGUGAGUGAAAAUGUUGAAGAUUUGAACGCGAGGGCACACAGUUCUCAGACAGCAACAGCACAAAACUACAUUCCUGUAGCUAAUAUCGUACAGCAAUCAGAGCAGCAACACGACGUGCAGAACAACUUGCGACCUGUAAUUUUUGUUCCACACGUCGCACUUCAGCAGCAACGGCACUUUCCUGCCGUCGUUACUUUGCAGGCUGUGGACGCCGGAGGAGUGACUCGUGGGAUACCUGUUGUAGCACAGCAUCAAAACUCUCCUCAUUUGUACCAGGCUGCCCUUGUUGAUCCCAACUCUGCUCUGCCAGUACAAAAUGCAGUCGUUUAUGAAGGUGUGUUGGUGCCGUACCCACGGGAUAAGCCUAUACAAGGAGAAUAUUCAGAGAUUGUGCCUGUAUAUUUUGCAUAAGACUGUAACUACACGAUAAUACUGUCAUAUCAGAUUAUUCACCUUCAAUAAAUUGAUACUAUUUCUAAUAAAAUAAGAAGAAAGUGA
Zootermopsis nevadensis is the source of this 2685-nucleotide messenger RNA. RefSeq lists its product as uncharacterized. Lineage: Eukaryota; Metazoa; Arthropoda; Insecta; Blattodea; Termopsidae. The record is from RefSeq and is a predicted model, not a curated record.